Symbiodinium natans is the source of this 846-nucleotide messenger RNA. NCBI's taxonomy places the organism in Eukaryota, Dinophyceae, Suessiales, Symbiodiniaceae. The record is from the annotation of a GenBank genome assembly.
AUGUGCCCGGAAAAUACCUUGGCAGCCUUCCGAGAAGGACUGGCAGCUGGAGCAGACGGAGUUGAACUGGAUGUUCACCCUACAUUGGAUGGGCAUGUGGUGGUGAUCCACGAUGCCACGCAGGACAGAACUACCAACGGCACGGGCUUAGUUUGCCGUGCGUCUCUGGACGAGAUCCGGCGACUGGAUGCUGGCGCGAAGCACUCCGCAGCCUUCCGGGGCGAGCGGGUGCCUCUCUUGAGUGAGGUUCUUGACCUCGUCAUGAACUGGCCGGGUGGCGACAAGAAAGUUCUCAUCGAACUGAAGGGUGGCUUCUCUGGGGUUCCGGAUUGGGUUCAGAGAACGCUGCGGCGAGUGGGCAUGCUGAAGCAGGAGCCAUCCAAUCCCGGCUUGGCACGCUUGGUUGCAGAUGUCUUGCUGCCCUACUCACAUCAGGUCGAGGAGGGCCGGAUUCUGGCUCAGUCUUUCCACCAGCCUUAUUUGCAUGAGUUGCGUGGGCUGAUGCCCAGCCUGCAAGUUAUGUACCUGUCUUUGAGCUCUAGGCUAGGAUUGCUGGAGAAGGAGGACUUGCAGCAUGUUGGUCUUGGAUUCUCGGGCGUGGCUGUCAGACAUCCUUCGCUGUCUGCACAGGCAACUCAACAGCUUCACGUCGUGCAGGGACGGGUGUUUGCUUGGACCGUGGAUGCGAUCGACGAUCUGGAAGCAGCAGUUGCAGUGGGCGUCGAUGGUAUCAUUACGAACUAUCCUGACAGAGCUGUGGCCUUGCUUGCGGGCCAUGUCCCUCAUGUCCCACGACAACGAUGGCGCGGAUUCUGUUGCCGUGCGAAGCAAGCAAGGCGAGCGUAG